Acanthosepion pharaonis is the source of this 684-nucleotide messenger RNA. The record is from the annotation of a GenBank genome assembly. Lineage: Eukaryota; Metazoa; Mollusca; Cephalopoda; Sepiida; Sepiidae.
AUGACCACAAAUGUUAGGGUAGUACAUUGCAUCUAUCUAUCUAUCUAUCUAUCUAUCUAUCUAUCUAUGUCUUUUCAUCUAUCUAUCUAUCUAUCUAUCUAUCUAUCUAUCUAUCUAUCUAUCUAUCUAUGUCUUUUCAUCUAUCUAUCUAUCUAUCUAUCUAUCUGUCUAUCUAUGUCUUUUCAUCUAUCUAUCUAUCUAUCUAUCUAUCUAUGUCUUUUCAUCUAUCUAUCUAUCUAUCUAUGUCUUUUCAUCUAUCUAUCUAUCUAUCUAUCUAUCUAUCUAUCUAUCUAUGUCUUUUCAUCUAUCUAUCUAUCUAUCUAUCUAUCUAUCUUCGUCUUUUCAUUACUAUCUUCGUCUUUUCUUUCUUUCUAUCUAUCUUCGUCUUUUCGUUUCUAUCUAUCUAUCUAUUUAUCUAUCUAUCUAUCUAGAUUAAUAGGUAGAUUCGUCUUUUCUUUCUAUCUUCGUCUUUUCAUUUCUAUCUUCAUCUGUUCAUUUAUAUCUAUCUAUCUAUCUAUCUAUCUAUCUAUCUAUCUAUCUAUCUAUCUCAGUGUGUUUAUAUCUAUCUAUCUAAUUUUAUCUAUCUAUCUAUCUAUCUAUCUAUCUAUCUAUCUAUCUAUCUAUCCCAGUCUGUUCAUAUCUAUCGAUCUAUCUAAGUCUGUUCAUAUCUAUCUAUUUAUCUAA